UGUUGCUGCUGGAUCACCAGUCAAAUUGAUAUUUUCUUCGAUUUUCUAUUUUAACCAUUAUUUUCAUUUUGUUUAUUGAUGCUCAGUUGUCCAGCAGGAAUGGCGUCCACCGCGGGAUCCGUCGGCCGUCGGACGCUACGCAACGCCAACAAGCGCUUCACCGCUGCCCGUCGAGCAGCGAUAGCCGCAGAAGAGGACGGAUCCACCAUCCCGCCGCCAGCGCCCCCUGGAGAUCUUCCUGCCAUGGAUGUGGACAGCGGCGACGUGGAAAGCUACGGACUCCAUCAGCACCUGCGCUGUCCGUUACCCUUCAGCGCCUUGGAUAUCGUCAAGGUGGCAACGCUGGAGCUGCCGGAUUACCUCAAUCCCUGGAUGAAUCCCCGGUCGCUCCCGGAGAACGGCGUCAUCCCGGAUGGAUUCGGACAUGACAAGUUCUCCUAUAUCCUAGAUGACGAACGUCAUGAACUGACGUGGAUCCGGCCGCUGCCCUCAUCCAGAGCGUUCACAUUGCUACUGCAGAACAUCCUCCUGCCACAUCGUCACAUAUCUCGACCACUGAUGCCCACCCCGUCCCCGGCCGUCAAGAAACCCCGCCACGGACCUCUGAACGACAUGCUGGAAUUGUUGGGCUUCGCCGCGGCACACUUCUGUCCGCGGUGCAAACGGUUCGCGUGCAGCACCUGCCCGGUGCCGCCUCGCGUCUGGCCCAUCGAACUCGGUCCGAUCGUCAAGCCGACCGAGGCAGACCGACCGUGCGGAGCGGAGUGCCAUCUCCACCGGCUGAAGAAGCGCAUGGUGGGCGUUGUGGAGCCGCCGGCGAUGCGCGCCAUUAUCAAAGCGUGGUUGAUGGAAGAUGUAAAUGGCCGUCAGCCGACGUACUGCCAGCUGGCGGAGCUGGUGGAUUUGCCGUGUCGGUAUGUCUGGCGGAUUGCCGACGAAGUGGUCGCGAGCUGCAAGGACUCCAACCCCAAGAUGAUUCGACCGGUAAUCCCCUCCAGUCGGCCGUUGCCAUUCAACAUGGGAAAGCAGCACCGGGGAAAAGGACUGGCUUUCCAGUACCGCCCGUGCCACCACCCCAGGGGACUGUUGUGCUCCGAUCCCAGGAGCAAGUGCCCCUGCCCUCGUAAUACCGGCAGUCGAAUAUGUCACGAGGCCUGCGGCUGCCCGGCCGACUGCGAAUACCGUCGGCCGCAUCCCUGCCCCUUCGACUGCACCCCGACGCAGCGCCACCCGGAGUGCGAGUGCCGAGCGCUGAAGUAUGUCUGCGCCACAUGCAAUGUCCGCGCUGAUUUCGGGCAAACGAAGAAGACCCUGUGUGGGCGGUCCACGGUGGCGGGGAUCGGGACGUUCAUCAUGGAGAACGUGAAGCAGGGCGCCUUCAUCGACGAGUACACGGGGGAGCUGAUCGGGGUGGAGGAAGCGGACCACCGGGCCAAUUACUUCGCGGAACGAUACGGCACGUACCAGUUCGUGCUGAACAUGCACAUGGUCGUGGAUGCCAGUGAUUUCGGCAGUAAGAUGCGCUUCGUCAACCACUCCCUGGCCAACCAGAACGUGGAGGCCUGCGUGGUGAUGGAGCGCGGGCAGCAGCGCAUCGGGUUCUUCGCGGCACGCGACCUGCAGGCGGGCGAAGAGCUGUUUGUGUCUUACCAUGGACCUGCGGAGGAGAAACCCAAGGGACGAAAAAGGAAGGCCUGCCCGGAAGAGUCGCCGGCGGAGUAUAUGCGCAAAACAGUUCGGGACUACGUCGAUGUGAAGAUCAAGGAGAAGGUCCCCAGGGAACCAGGACUAGUCCACGCGGAGGCGCCCGCACCACGAGUGCGGUUUGCCCAGGGGAACGGGAUUACGGUCACGGCCGUUAACGGUGCGCCGGAUGCGAUGGACGGGAUGUCCAAGGUCUCCGUCAUGCAAAUCGUCGACGCGGCCGCCCAUGAUGUGGUUAUUCUUGAAUGACUUCUCCUCCUUGUUGCGUCAGUGCCGUAGCUGUUGCGUGAGUUCGCGGUGGUUCGUAAUUUUAUUUUGCGAUUAGACUGCAUUAUUGUUUUUUAAUGAUGCCUGUACUUCUUCAGCGUUGCCGAUCAAUGUUUGCAUUAGUUUUGCUUUCGUUGCGUUGUGGUC
Molecule: messenger RNA, 2118 nt
Organism: Paramacrobiotus metropolitanus
Lineage: Eukaryota; Metazoa; Tardigrada; Eutardigrada; Parachela; Macrobiotidae
Exons: 4
Coding region: 79-1953 (624 amino acids)
Biological process (GO): chromatin remodeling
Molecular function (GO): protein binding; histone methyltransferase activity
Source: RefSeq, a predicted model, not a curated record